Messenger RNA from Exaiptasia diaphana, 1128 nucleotides. RefSeq names its product paired mesoderm homeobox protein 2. The transcript is spliced from 4 exons. NCBI's taxonomy places the organism in Eukaryota, Metazoa, Cnidaria, Anthozoa, Actiniaria, Aiptasiidae. Gene Ontology annotation, biological process: regulation of transcription by RNA polymerase II. The record is from RefSeq and is a predicted model, not a curated record. Gene Ontology annotation, molecular function: RNA polymerase II transcription regulatory region sequence-specific DNA binding; DNA-binding transcription factor activity, RNA polymerase II-specific. The coding region runs from base 321 to 1037 and encodes 238 amino acids.
CAUUUAAGACAUUUAACCACCUUAACGGCUUUUCAUUAACAAUAUACUUAAAACAAUGAGGCAACCAUCUGGACGCGUGGAGGCGAGAUGCUUGCGCGCCCUUGUUAGUUAAACACACAUUGAACUGCGAAAUGCAAAUAUAUGGUAGACAAUACUCCCAACUCAUGGACAAUGGAUUAGCAAGGAAUAAUACUAAAAACCUGGAGGUUUAUUUAACGGAUUCAUCAGGUAUCAGUGGGCACUAGAGUYAAUASGACCAGUGUGAACUGCUAUCGUAAGCCAGUGAGCACAAAUUGGAGAUCUCGUCAUAAUCACGUAAGAUGGAAACCAACCCAUUUUCGAUUGAAAACAUCCUGAAAAAGGAUUCAUCACCUACUUUGGYAAGCACUGCGUCUACCACURAAUCCCGAGAAGAACCCGAAGAACCGUCUAAAGCCACGGCCGCGCUAUCCCUGGCUGCCAAACUUGCAGAUGUUAUCCUUGAAGCAAGGAAAGAAAAGAGYCGUMGAGGAAAUCGUCGAACGAGAACAGCCUUCACACAUCAGCAACUUGCUGCGUUAGAGAAAGUCUUCAACAAAACGCACUAUCCCGAUGUCGAGGUACGAGAACAGCUUGCUGCAACAACCACACUACAAGAGGCGCGAAUCCAAGUUUGGUUCAAAAACAGAAGAGCGAAGUUUCGCAAGGACCAAAGGCGCCACCUCUCAGCCGACAGAGAACAUCGUUCCAGUUUUGAAUGCGAAGACGACAUAUCACCAACUUACAUGACACCGAUGUACUUCCCACCCCCUCACGGGCAGAUUAGCCACCCGACUAUCCCCCACUACAUAAGCCCUGCUAUUGAAUGGACACCCGAAACUUCAAUGCUGCCAGUCAGCGGUACUUGUUACGGACAUGCGCACGCYCCUAUAGUUUCCACGCAUGUGCCAACGAACACUAUUCAUGUCCCAGAAGUGCCUUGCAAUAAUCUGGUGCUACAAAGRGCGCAUCAUUCUCUAAGGGAAGAUGUCUGGAGUAAUUAUUCCGGGAUGUUCUAAAUGCCUUGUAAACAUAUGUUUUGUAUAAUAUCUAUUUGUAUUAUAUUGCUUAAAUUGUACCGAAUGAAUAAGAUAAGUUUAACAUUUGUUA